Messenger RNA from Rasamsonia emersonii CBS 393.64, 777 nucleotides. Its product is annotated as Microsomal signal peptidase subunit (Gp23). The record is from RefSeq and is a predicted model, not a curated record. Gene Ontology annotation, biological process: protein targeting to ER. The coding region runs from base 1 to 777 and encodes 258 amino acids. The transcript is spliced from 3 exons. Gene Ontology annotation, cellular component: signal peptidase complex; membrane. NCBI's taxonomy places the organism in Eukaryota, Fungi, Ascomycota, Eurotiomycetes, Eurotiales, Trichocomaceae.
AUGUAUUCGUCUCUCAACCGCAUCCAAGCCGUCUUUGGCUUCUUUACGACGGUGGCCCUUUUCGUCGCUGGUCUGGCUGCCCUCUCUGUGCUGCUAUAUCCGGCAGAUGAUGUCACGUCGAGCGUGGAGUUGAAGAGUGUGCAGGUCUUGCGGGACAAUGUGCUAAUCAGACGCAACAUGUCGAACAGUAUCAAGGGCCGUCCACACUACUACUCGACGAAGAGGGAGGAAUAUGCGCAGAUUCGAUUCGAUCUCGACGCCGAUUUAUCCCCUCUGUUCAACUGGAACACGAAACAGCUCUUCGUCUACGUGCUCGCCUCCUACCCACCAUCCACUCGUGCCGGUAAUGACACCCGUAACUCGGAAGCCAUCAUCUGGGACACCAUCAUCCCUGCGCCCAAGUCUCCCUACUCCUUCCCAGCCCUGAAGGAGCGCUUCUUCCCUAGCAGUAAAACCAGCUGGGGGACAUCCAAGAAGAACAGCAACAACGACGAGAAGCAACAGAAACCAUCGUCUAAAAAGCAAGCCGACACUCCAGGCAUCUUGCACCUCCGCAACCAGAAAUCAAAGUACCAGAUCACCGACAUCUCGGGCAAGAUCGCCGAGCGCGAGAACGUCACCCUCAUCGUCGGCUGGAACGUGCAGCCCUGGGUGGGCGCCUUGUGGUGGAGUCCCGGGACAGGGGCCGUUCCGCGGACGGCCGGACAGGCUGGUCGGAGUAAACCGUUUGACUUUCCCGCGGUGAAGGGCAGUAACAGGUCUGAGACAGCCACGUAA